Molecule: messenger RNA, 1158 nt
Organism: Colletotrichum phormii
Lineage: Eukaryota; Fungi; Ascomycota; Sordariomycetes; Glomerellales; Glomerellaceae
Exons: 4
Coding region: 1-1158 (385 amino acids)
Source: RefSeq, a predicted model, not a curated record
AUGGUUUCCCAUUGGUUUUUGUGGAUGCUCUUGGUGCCGCUGGUGUCUGCGGCGGGGCAGGAUCAAGUCCCGCUCAGUACAGAGAUGAGGCUGAUUGCCUGUGCCAAGUCUGAAGAUAUCUCCAAGCACCUAGCGGCGGAAUGGGAAGCAGCGCAAUCCUCAACCGAUUUCCCCAUGGCCUGGACCAAAGACGCCGCCGACGCUCACUGCACAGACGCGCCAGCAACCGCCUACCCCUCCGUCAAGCUCCUCCGCGACGGCUCGCCGGUAGACUACCUGGGUCCUAUUACAAGCGACGAGUACGUCUGCCUCCCUCCUCGCAGCAAAGCUAACACGUCUACAACCAGAAUCCUACGCUUCAUCAACCGCGCCCGGCGGCCUCACGUCUCCAGCGUCUCACCCGAGGAAGUCGAGUCCUUUGGCAACGACGACGCCUUUGUCUGCGUAGCUCACCUCGGCCCAGACGAGACGGCACUCCGACAGGCUUUUGAAGCCGUGGCGCGGAAGCACUGGGCCGAGUUCACCUUUGGCGUCGUCGAUACGCUGACAACCACAGACACCUCCAGGGUUGUGUGCCGCAAACGCGACGACGAGAGCACGCACACGCGGACCGCGGCAGACGGGCUCGAGGGCUGGGUCCUGGACGUUUCGAGGCCCGUCAUCGCGGAGCUGACGCUCUUGAACCACCAGCGAUUCAUCGACCGCGCCUGGCCAAUCGUCUACAUCUUCUCCCCCUCCCCGACAACCCGCGCCACAAUCCGCGCAGACCUCCACGACUUUGCAAAGAAGCAGUACGCCUCCCUGACGCCCGUCACCGUCGACCCGAACCGCUUCCCCGACCUCCCCGCCAAGCUGGGCCUCGACGUCCCCGCGGAAGACGCGUACCCCGUCGGCGCGGUCCACCAAGUCUCCAACGGGAGGAUCUAUCCGUACCCCAAGGGCAAGGCUUUUACGCCGCGCGAGCUGCAGGGGUGGGGUCUGGACGUGUGGCAGGGACGAGUCAAGCCGUGGACGCCGCCCGGGCAGAAGGAGGCCGUCGGGGAUAAGGCUGGGUCGGUGAAGAGCAACGUGAAGGUCGUGGGCUCGCAUAAUCUAAACGUCAAGAACAUUCCGGGGCUGAAGAUCAAGAUUGGCGGGCGGGAGCGGGAUGAACUGUAG